CAUACUUAGUCUACUAAUAGUUAAAACAAGUCAAAACAUCCUGUCGUCAACGCUACCUUCAACAGGGUUUCAAAAAAGGCAACGAUGGAGAUGAGCGUUGGCAGUGCCAACACUGGUGGUUCUCCGACAAAGCUAACUACCGUUGCGAUUGCCGUCAAGAGUGGAAGUGGUAGCAGACGUGCAGUUCGAUGGGUCGUGGAGAAUUUGAAAGCGGAUCGUUUUGUUUUGGUCCACGUGAUGCCAGCAGUCACCUCUAUCCCAACACCAUCAGGAGAUCAAAUACCUAUCACAGAAAUGGAUGAAAAUGUGGUCGCAAUGUAUGUUCAAGAAGUGAAACUUAAGUUUGGGCAAGUCUUUAUACCAUUCUUGAACUUAUUCAAAACAAGCAAGGUGGAAACAGUGGUGCUGGAGGAUGACCAUCCUGCAGUUGGGCUUCUAAGAUACAUUUCUGAGUUUGGGAUUCAGACUCUGGUAUUGGGUUCUUAUAGUUCCAAUUAUAUUAAAAGGAAGUUGAAGGGUCCUGGGGUACCUAAUUCUGUCCUCAAGUGUGCUCCAGAUACUUGUGAUAUUCGGGUUGUUUAUAGACAAAGAAUCAUCACAAAACAAGCUAAUCCCCUAUGGACUAGCGGGACCAGUUCCAGUGGCAUGAAGAAACAUAUAUAUGGUCCUAUUAAUGCUUCUGCAGAAUCUACAGCGAAAAACUCCUUUGGGACAGCAUCAUCAUUUGAGCUUAACUACCCAUAUUUACAUGCAUUUUCAUCUAGGGGAUCUUUAACAAAUGCUAGUUCUAUUAGUCACUGUCAUUCAUUGGGUUCUACACAGAGUGAAAAGUUGAAUCUGCAGGCUGAAGUGGAACAGCUGCGUCUAGAAUUACAAAAUACUGUUGCCAUGUACAAAGAAGCUUGUGAAGAGCUUGUCGACACCCAGAACAAGGUCCGAUUACUUUCUUCAGAAUGCCUAGAGGAAGCAAGUAGAGUGAAUGCUGCUCAGGAAAGAGAAGAAGCAUUCAGAAAAAUUGCUGCAGAAGAGAAAGUAAAACUUUUGCAAGCAAUGAAGGAUGUUGAAGAGGCAAAACACUUGCUUUCUAGAGAAGCUAAUGGAAGGCAGAUGGCUGAACUGAAUGCUCAUAAAGAAUCCUUGGAAAAGCAGAAAUUUGUCGAUGCACUCUUCUGCUGUGACAGAAGGUACAGAAAAUACACUAGGGAUGAAAUCGAAGUGGCAACAGAUUUCUUCUCCGUUAGUAAUGUGAUUGGUCAAGGAGGAUACGGGAAAGUCUAUAAAUGUAGUCUUCAUCGCACUCCUGUAGCUGUUAAGGUUCUUCAAUCCGAUGCAUUAGACAGGAAAGAGGAAUUUCUAAGGGAGGUUGAAGUUCUAAGUCAGCUACACCAUCCACAUAUUGUUUUGCUUCUUGGAGCUUGUCCAGAGAAUGGUUGCUUGGUUUAUGAAUACUUGGAAAAUGGUAGCCUGGAGGAACAUAUUCUCCAGAAAAGUGGAAAACCUCCUCUUCCUUGGUUUAUUCGGUUCCGCAUAGUUUUUGAAGUAGCUUCUGGACUUGCGUUUUUACACAACUCAAAGCCAGAUCCUAUUGUUCAUAGAGAUUUAAAACCGGGUAAUAUACUGUUAGAUAGAAACUAUGUUAGCAAAAUUGGGGAUGUUGGGCUCGCUAAGCUUAUUUCAGAUGUUGUGCCUGACAAUAUCACCAUGUACAAAGACUCUAUUCUUGCUGGUACUCUCUUCUACAUGGACCCCGAGUAUCAGAGAACCGGCACCAUCAGACCAAAAUCAGAUCUAUAUGCUCUUGGACUUACAACACUCCAGUUAGUGACAGCUCGGCAUCCUAAUGGACUUCUACUGGCAGUUGAAAAUGCCAUUAAAAAUUGCUGCUUAACUGACAUUCUAGACAAGUCAAUUACGGAUUGGCCACUAGCUGAAACUGAAGAAUUAGCUCGAAUAGCAUUAAAGUGUUCAAAGCUUAGAUGCAGGGACAGACCUGAUCUUGACACGGAGGUUCUGCCAAUUCUCAAAAGACUGGUUGAUGUUGCAGAUGCUAGUUUAAAGUUGGGAAAGAACAAUGUAUAUGCUCCAAGCUACUACUUCUGUCCGAUCCUUCAGGAAGUGAUGGAUGACCCUCACAUUGCUGCUGAUGGUUUUACUUAUGAGCAUAGAGCAAUGAAGGCAUGGCUUGGGAAACACAACGUAUCACCGGUUACAAAGCGUCAGCUUCAGCAUUCUGUAUUGACUCCUAAUCACACAUUACGCUCUGCCAUACAUGACUGGAAGUCACGGGUGACAUUAUCUAGUACGUAAUAUUAAGCAGGUGGCGGUUCCUUUUCUUGGAAGUUACUAGACAUUGUUGCAUGAUGAAAAAGAAGCAUCCAUCUCAUUCCCCGCAACCAAAGAAAUCAAAUGGGAAAAAUGUGGGCACGGGCUGAUGUAUACAACAACUAGAUUUGCACAUAACAUGUGAUUUUUGUACAGCACAGAGUAUGCACGAAAGAAGACAUUUUUUUCCUUAAAAGGAAAAGAAGACACUCUUGUAUAAAGACUUUUCUAUUUAUUAAGCUAUCUUUAGAAUAUAAUUCAAAA
Gossypium arboreum is the source of this 2586-nucleotide messenger RNA. Its product is annotated as U-box domain-containing protein 34. The coding region runs from base 85 to 2307 and encodes 740 amino acids. The transcript has 9 exons. Gene Ontology annotation, molecular function: ubiquitin-protein transferase activity; ATP binding; protein kinase activity. NCBI's taxonomy places the organism in Eukaryota, Viridiplantae, Streptophyta, Magnoliopsida, Malvales, Malvaceae. The record is from RefSeq and is a predicted model, not a curated record. Gene Ontology annotation, biological process: protein ubiquitination; protein phosphorylation.